This is a messenger RNA of Mercenaria mercenaria, 2249 nucleotides long. RefSeq names its product E3 ubiquitin-protein ligase TRIM71-like. The record is from RefSeq and is a predicted model, not a curated record. The coding region runs from base 151 to 1578 and encodes 475 amino acids. Gene Ontology annotation, molecular function: protein binding. The transcript has 5 exons. Lineage: Eukaryota; Metazoa; Mollusca; Bivalvia; Venerida; Veneridae.
CAACUUUACACCACUUGGCGGGUUAUCGAUCGAUAUAUAUUAUGUACAUACCAUUCAGGUUUUUCAGUUUGCAAAAGGAAGUAACCUUAAUCUAAUGAUAUUUUAUAUUUUUAAAUUAUUUUAGUCUAAGUGAUUAAAACUAGAUAUAACAUGGAAGUUUCUGGUAGGAAGGCUACGGAAGACGAAGAAGACACUACUAGAGAAUUCAAUGAACUCUGUGAACCGUGCAAGGAUGAACAAGUUGAGACAAGUGCGAAUGGUAUAUGUCAGGAAUGUAAGGAAUAUAUGUGCAACAGGUGUUUUCGGCAUCAUCUUAAAGCAAGGCUUUGUAGGAAGCAUGUCUUGGUCGUAAACCCUGCUUCGAUGCCGUUGCAGGACACCGACGUUAGUGUUGAGAAAUGUAAACAACACGUGAAUGAAACGAUUAAAUACUACUGUCGUAAGCAUGAAAUUGUAGGAUGUGGUGAUUAUAUGAUUCAAGAGCAAGGUGGUUGUAAACCAGAAUAUAUAAAGGAUGUAUCGAAGAAUUUCCAAGAAAAGGAAUAUUUUAAAACCUUAAUAAAGAAGCUCGAUACAAUGUCAUCUACAAACAAAGAAAGUGAAAAAAACAUCCGAGAUAAUCAAAGAAAAACUAGAUUGAUGCAUGAAAAGGCACUAAAAGAAAUAAGAAAGUUUAGAAAAGACAUUAAUAUGUAUUUGGACAAGGCUGAAAACGAUGCAAUAUCUGAACUAAAUCAUUCAAAGUCUGAAAAUGAAAAACGACUGCACCAGCUGGUGGAAGACUGCGAGGGAAUUUCAGCCAAAAUCAAGGAUUUGAAACAAAAGUUGAACAGUCGAGUCUAUCAAGGCAGCGAAUUAUUCAUUUAUGCAGCUAACUGCAAAUCAGAUGUUCGCGACAUUGAACAUGCUGUUGCUCAGCUUCAGUCCGAUCAGCAGCUAAAAACGUUCACAUUUGUUCCAGAUGAACAGCUGCUUAAAACAAUUGCUUCAGAGAGAAAACUUGGUUGUUUAGAUGUUCCAGCUAUUGAUAACACAACGCUAACGUCUAAAACAAGGAGUCAAAAACCCGCAAACCAGAAAAACAAAACCAAACAGGCCGCCGAGAAGAAAGGAGUUUCAGAUUGGAAUUCACAUGCUGAGUUUGCUAGAGCAUAUUCAAGUUCAGACUUUUCCUAUUUAAAACAGCCCACAGCAGAACAGUUGGCAUUGAACAAUAUAAUUUACACAGACUCGACUGAUGUUGAUGCUGAAAUAAAGGACAAACUCGAACAGAUUAUGGAGAUGACAGGCUGUGCCCAAGACAAGGCUGAAAUAGCUCUUUAUGAUAAUCUAAAUGACACGGAUGAAGCUGUCAAUUCAAUUUUAAUGGGCACCGUAGAUGAGGGUGAAUGGAUCGAUUGGCCACCUAGAAAACAGAAAACCCCAGUAGACCGAGCGAUAAGACAUAUUGAUAACAUAGCGCCAUGGUCUUCUUGGGUACAGGACCGGCCGAUCAGAACUGAUAACAGAUCUGAGCGAAACAAAGAAUCCAGAAAUGAGAUGUUUUCUCGUAGAAGAGGACGAGGACGAAGGUUUUAAUCAUGGUGAUGACGAGAGCGGGACAGGAACUCAUGUGAUAAUAUCAGUCUCUCAGUGACUCUCAGUCCUUAAACAGUGUCAAAAGACUCUUGUUAUACCAGUCUGCUAUUGAUUUUCUUGAUUGCAUUCUAUGCUUUCAAAGUAUCUGUCUGAGGUUUUCUUAUCUAUCAUAACAGCAGUCGUGUCAUGAAUCAGUGCUUAGAGCACGAACGCUGGAUGAUGUACAUUUCAUUACCUUUCAUUACCAGCCUCUGCUAUUAUUUUGCUUAGUUACAUUCCAUGCUUCCAAAGAACCAUUCUAUAUAUUGUACAUCUCAACACAGUAGAGUUUCAGUGUCAUGUGCUGUUAGAGGUCGUAACAGGUGUUGGACGCGUCGUUACCUCUCGGGCACAGAUACAAUCAAACCGACAUCACUAUUUUAGUGCUUGCCUACGUUAUAUGCUUCGUAAUGAUCUUUCUGUAUGUCGGUUUUAUCCUCCGCUUGAUAGAAUCUCACUUAAGCCGGUGCUAGGCUGCGUGAGGGUGCAGCAAGUUUCACAACCUCUUUUGAACAGACUCGUUCAAACUGAGUCUGUUAUUAAUUUGCCAGGUUGUGGCAUGUGCUGUCAAAGUUUUAACAUAAGGUUUAAAAGUUAAUAAACCAAUAUCAGAAUAGAUAUUAGAUCUUAAA